Molecule: messenger RNA, 4631 nt
Organism: Scaptodrosophila lebanonensis
Lineage: Eukaryota; Metazoa; Arthropoda; Insecta; Diptera; Drosophilidae
Gene: siz
Product: IQ motif and SEC7 domain-containing protein 1
Exons: 7
Coding region: 562-4338 (1258 amino acids)
Biological process (GO): regulation of ARF protein signal transduction; actin cytoskeleton organization
Molecular function (GO): guanyl-nucleotide exchange factor activity; protein binding
Source: RefSeq, a predicted model, not a curated record
GGCCGUUCUCGUUGCCGUUGCCGUUGCCGUAGUAGUCCGUCAUUAGUCGCAGUCAACGCUUAUUUCGUAGUUGUCGUUGCGAACGUCAGAGCCACAACUACAACGAUCGUGCGUUUAUUGUUAACUUGUCUCACUUUCGCAUUGAAGCAUAAUAACGAAAGAAAAGAAAACAAUCAAAAUGUAAACACCUCAGCAAGUAGAAACAAUUCGUCAAACUAAACCAAAGAUAACCGAGCAAAGAAAUCAACUGAUUAAUCAGAAAUAUAUGCGAGUAUAACUAAAACGAAAGCAAAAAUCAAUCAAUUAUUAAAAAAUGAAAUAACAAAACAAAUCAAUUUGCAAAUGAAUAAACGAAAGCAAACUGACAUCAAGAAAGAGGCACAAACAAUACGAGAAACAAAACGAAAAACAAACAAGAAGGCGUAGCACAAAGCACACACAGUGGACAAGUUCCGAAUUAUUUAUUCUAUUGUGUGGCGGGCCCGUGAGUAAAGGCGAAAGUGCCGCCCACGAGCUUGCAUCGAAUGAACACCAAUAAUAAGAACACCAACAACAAUCGUCAUGUCCAAGACCAGUUUGUGUGACAACAAGCAGCGCAAUAAGCUGUCCACAACGGAUCGUGGCAGCGGCUCCAGCUCCUCCGAAUCCUUCCUGCAGUACGACAGCGAAAAGCCGCCGCCCAUUGUUGUUGUUGUGGGCGACGGACGCAGUCGCGUGCGUCGUGUGGUGCGCACAGCAACGAGGCACGUGACCGUCGUCAGUCUCUCCACGCGCCACAAGGAGACCCAGACGCAUACGUCGCACCAUGUGACGGCCGUCAGCUUUCCCCAGAAGAGCAUCGAACGCAGCGGAUCCACACAAUACGAUUUGGCUGCCCCGGCCGCUUCGAACACAUCCACAGACAGUGGCAGUGUGGGUGGCUAUGCCUACCUGCAGAACCAUUAUGCAUCGGGCGCUCACAAUGCCGCGGCCGCUAUCAAUUAUCCCCCGCAACAGCAGCCCCAGAUGAUCUAUCAGAUCCAUGCGCCGCCCCAGCAGUAUCCCACGUGCCAUCAGCAGCAACAGCAGCAGCAGCAGCAGCAACAACAACAACAGCUGCUACAUCAGGGUCACUAUAUACAACAUGCUGGCGGUCUGAUAACGGCAGGGCCUCAGGGCGUCGGUCAUUAUCACCAUCACCACAUGCUGCACGGACACCACCACCAUCAUGGUGGUGCUGUCGUCAUCGCUGGCAGCGGCGUCGGCACCGGCAUGGGCGCCAACUCCGCCACCGUAGCCAUGCAACAGAAUUUGCACAAAAAGAACUCCAUACGAAAUGGAGGCGAUGUCCUGAAGCGCGCACGAGCUCAGUCAGCCUACGAGCUAUCGCAAGAUCUGCUGGAGAAACAGAUCGAGCUUCUGGAGCGCAAGUACGGCGGCGUGCGAGCCCGCAACGCAGCAGUGACCAUUCAACGGGCCUUCCGCCACUACAUGAUGGUGAAAAAGUUCGCCUCCAUUACGGCCAUGGCCAAGGCGGAGAAGCGGCUCAGUCGACGCAUGGUGGUCACCACCAGCACGGGUGCAUUGCCCGAGGCCACCAACUCGCCCAACGCAUCACUCUCCUCUGCCUAUGGCAGUGCCACAGAAUCUCAGCUGGAGCAGCAGCAACAGCAGCAACAGUCUCCGCAUCAGCCGCAACAACAGGCACGAGUCACCAUCAUGGCGGGACCGCCAGGCGGCGCCAGCGGUGCCGGCUGUGCCUCACCCGGACUGUCACGCACGCCUCCCACGCGCUCGCUUUCAAUGCGCGAGCGACGCCAAAUGGACUGCAGUCCCAUACCGCGCAGCCAGUCGGGUGCCUCGCCCGUCUCCAUAGCCAGCUCGACGGCCUCGCUGGCAAUGGCCCCGCACCCACAUGUGAAUCUGUUGCACGCGGCCGAGCCGCAUUACUAUAAUAGCAUCGUGGUGGCGGCCGCUGCACAGGAUGCCUACUACACCACCUACCAUGGUUCUCCACAUGACAUGAGCUACGCGAGCUCGACGGCCAGCUCCCAGCUGGACCGCUCGCUGAACGCAUCGUGGGUGAACGUAAGUGGAACCUCGCCACACACACCCUACUAUUCGGCCGCACAGAUCUAUAUGCGACCCAAGGGCGGCUCCACCACGCCCACGCCGAGCAACUGCAGCAGCAAAAAGGUGCCCCCGGAGGUGCCCAAGCGCACCUCCUCGAUAACGGCGCAACAGCAGAGCCAGCUGAUGAUGCUGCAGCGCCAGACACCGCCACCACCAUCGAUGCUGCGCACCAACGGACUCUGCAAGACCGCCGAGAACGGCAGCCUCACGUCCGUUCAGAGCUCUGGCUCGGACUCGAGCGUCACAUCAAUGGAGCGCAACAUAAACAGUGAUUUGGGCUCGGAUCGCUCGAACUCGCCGCACACCUGGAAACGUGGAACGCCGUUGAACAGUUCGCAGCAAUUCUCCACACACUCUUCGGACUCCGUAGCCGCUGGGUACACGGCACAAAUGCAGGCGGCUGUGGCAGCAGCUACCGCUGUGGGCGGGGUGCCGCCCACAGAUGAUCAUGCCAUCUCAUCGCACACAAGUGCUGCCCAAUACGAGCAGCACGAGCAACAGCAGCACGAGCAGCAACAGUUGAAUGCGGCUGCCGCCUCAGUGGGCGUGGCACAAAACUACAAAAUGUCGGAGACCAUACGGAAGCGUCAGUAUCGGGUCGGCCUGAAUCUAUUCAAUAAGAAGCCGGAGAAGGGCAUUACAUACUUGAUACGUCGCGGAUUCUUGGAGAAUACGCCACAGGGCGUGGCACGAUUUCUUAUCACUCGCAAGGGUCUGUCACGCCAGAUGAUUGGCGAGUAUUUGGGAAAUCUGCAGAAUCAAUUCAACAUGGCCGUGCUCAGCUGCUUUGCGAUGGAGCUGGAUCUCUCCGGGCGGCAAGUGGAUGUGGCCCUGCGCAAAUUCCAGGCCUACUUUCGCAUGCCAGGCGAAGCGCAGAAGAUCGAGCGGCUAAUGGAGAUCUUCUCGCAGCGCUACUGCGAGUGCAAUGCGGAUAUUGUGGGGCGUCUGAGAUCAUCGGAUACGAUCUUUGUGCUGGCCUUUGCCAUCAUUAUGCUUAAUACGGAUCUGCAUACACCGAACCUAAAGCCAGAACGACGCAUGCGCGUCGAGGACUUCGUGAAGAACCUGCGUGGCAUCGAUGACUGUCACGACAUUGACAAGGACAUGCUGAGUGGCAUCUACGAGCGGGUCAAAUCGGAUGAGUUCAAGCCCGGCAGCGACCACGUUACACAGGUCAUGAAGGUGCAGGCCACCAUUGUGGGCAAGAAGCCGAAUCUGGCGCUGCCACACCGCCGUCUUGUCUGUUAUUGUCGUCUCUACGAGAUACCCGAUGUGAAUAAGAAGGAACGGCCCGGUGUCCACCAACGCGAAGUGUUCCUCUUCAAUGAUCUGCUGGUCAUCACCAAAAUAUUCAGCAAGAAGAAGACCUCCGUCACCUACACGUUCCGCAACAGUUUCCCCCUCUGCGGCACCGUUGUCAAUCUGCUGGACCUCCAAAACUAUCCCUUCUGCAUCCAACUAUCGCAGAAGGUCGACGGCAAGAUUCUGAUCACAUUCAAUGCGCGCAACGAGCACGAUCGCCUCAAGUUCGCCGAGGAUCUCAAGGAGUCGAUAAGCGAAAUGGACGAAAUGGAGUCGCUGCGCAUCGAGGCCGAGCUCGAGCGACAAAAAUCGGCGCGCAAUCGUGCUCCGGGAAACUCCGAGAAUAGGGACAGUGGCGUCGCUGAUGUAGAAGUGUGUCCCUGUCCCUAUCAGGCGGGCACGCAAGCCGCUGGCGAGCAGGCAUCCAACUCGGCGGACUCCACGCAACAAUUGAAGCGCAGCGCGCUUAGCAACAGCUUGCUGGACAUGCACGAGCAAUUUGGCAAUGAGAAGCCGCAACGACGUGGCAGCGUUGGCUCCUUGGACAGCGGCAUGUCCAUCUCGUUUCAGUCGACCACCACCUCAAGUGCAUCCCGGGAGAACGCUGCCGCCAUAGCGGCCGCAGCCAAUGCCGCUGCAGCUGCCAAAAUACGCUUCAACAUGCCCCCAACAGCGGCGGUCGCUGCUCCCAGCAAUGUCUACGCAGCCCCUGGCAUGCAGGCCUACACCCAUGCCAAUUUUGUGCAGCAGUCCCAUGCAGCCUAUUUGCUCCAGCAACAACAAAUGCUGCACCACCAGCAACAACAACAGCAGCAGGUGGCUCAAGCCCAGGCGCAGUCAGGUGCCGUGGUAACGGGCCGCAUACCGGGACGUGAGCGGAAAGCAUCCCGCUCCGAUGAUAAUGCACGCUCCACAGAGGUCUAAAGAGUUCGUCCUCGAGACGGCAGCUUCUCCCACAACUUUUGUACAUUCAAUUCUUCUGCGCAAUUCUGAAAAAGCGAAAUUAUAUUAACACACAACUAUACAUAUACUCGUAUAGUCUAUAAUGUAUAAUCCGAAUCGAAACGAGCCGAACGCCAUUUUUGAAAGCAACCUAACAACAACUACUUAGCAAAUUUAAAAACGUUCCUUCGCUCCCUGCUAAUAUUGAUGUAUUAUGUACAAUAUUAAUCAUUUGUCGGUUCAUUUUGGCUAAUUAAAUAGGUUUUCAAAACUAA